GUCACGUGUCUGAUUUCCAUUGUCCGCAGAGCUGGGUGUGUACCGUGGGGAGGCUGGGUCGAGCUGGCUGCGUGUUUUUUUUUUCUCCCCCCUCAGCAGCAUCCUUUUUAAGAUCUUGUGACUUAGUCAUCUGAAGGAUGCUCGGGGCGGAGGAUGAGGGAAGCGGCUCGGAUUGCCUCAUGUGUCGCUUGUUUUGUGGCGAAUGAAGAAAACCGGAGCCGCCCCACCUGCACGGGGAAAGAGGAGCUGUGGACACCGCCCGAAACGGUGAUGGUGAUGAUGAUGAUGGCUUUAUUAGUUUAAGGUUAAUUCUUUUUUUAAGCAGGAUGUCUAAAACCAAAAACAGCGAGGCCGUCAGGGUGGUGGUCCGCUGCCGGCCCUUCAACAGGAGAGAGGAGAUUGCGCGGAAUGAAAAUAUUUUGGAGAUUGAUGACAGGCUCGGGCAGAUCACCAUCAGGAACCCGAAGGCACCACCUGAUGAGCCGAUGAAGGUGUUCACGUUUGACUCGGUGUACGGCUGGAACUCAAAACAAACCGACAUCUAUGACGAUGCUGUGAGACCUCUGGUGGAGUCCGUCCUCCGAGGCUUCAACGGGACUAUAUUCGCCUACGGACAAACUGGCACAGGUAAAACGCACACCAUGCUAGGGGUGUCCAACGACCCAGAGAGGAGAGGGGUUAUACCAAAUUCGUUUGAGACCAUUUUCACAUUAAUAUCCAGAACUCAGAAUCAGAAAUACCUGGUGAGGUCUUCAUACCUGGAGAUCUACCAGGAGGAAAUCAGGGAUCUUCUGUGCAAAGACAACAGCAAGAAACUGGAGUUGAAAGAGAACGCAGACUCUGGUGUUUAUGUGAAAGACCUGUCGUCGGUGGUGACUAAGAACGCCACCGAGAUCGAGCAUGUGAUGAACCUCGGCAACCAGUCCAGAUCUGUGGGGUUCACCAACAUGAACGAGCGCAGCUCUCGCUCUCACGCAAUCUUUCUCGUGACGGUGGAGUGCAGCGAAGUGGGGCCAGAUGGCGAGGACCACAUCCGCGUCGGGAAGCUGAACAUGGUCGACCUGGCUGGCAGCGAGCGCCAGAGCAAGACGGGCGCCAAGGGGAAGCGUCUGAAGGAAGCUGCCAAGAUAAACCUGUCCCUGUCGGCGCUGGGGAAUGUCAUUUCGGCCCUGGUGGACGGGAAGAGCACCCACGUCCCGUACAGAGACUCCAAACUGACCCGCUUGCUCCAGGACUCGCUGGGCGGCAAUGCGAAGACGGUCAUGAUAGCAACAGUGGGGCCCUCGCACAAGAACUUUGACGAAACCCUGGCCACGCUGAGGUACGCCAACAGGGCCAAGAACAUCAAGAACAAGCCUCGGAUCAACGAGGACCCCAAAGACGCCCUGCUCAGGGAGUUCCAGGAGGAGAUUGCACGCCUGAAAGCUCAGCUGGAGGAGCGAGGGAUGCUCGCGAAAGAGAAGAGGAGGAUGAAGAGGAACAGCAAGAGGCUGAGUAAGAGCUUGGCCGGAAUGGAAGAGGAUAUCUUCAGAGAGAGGGAUGCAGAUGUGUGGAAGGGAAUGGAGGAGGAAGCAGACGUGAGGCACUACAUGAAAGAGGGAUGUGACGUCCCAAAGGUGCUCACCUGCCACGGGAGCGGUGAGAAGUUAAAGCACCUGAAUGAAAACAGGAAAAGCGUGGAGGACAUGCAGUGGGAUCAAGAGGCUUUGGAGAAGAUCAUAGAGAAGUACAAGGCUAUGGAGAGCAAGCUGCUAGUAGGGGGGAAGACUAUAAUUGAUCACACCAACGAACAACAAAAAAUGCUGGAGCUGAAGAGACAAGAAAUCGCGGAGCAGAUAAGACGGGAGAGAGAGAUCCAGCAGCAGAUGAUGCUGCAGGAAGAGGAGACCUUAGAAAUGAUAGAGACGUUUUCCUCCCUGCAGCAGGAAGUGGAACAUAAGACAAAGAAGCUGAAGAGGCUGUAUGCCAAAGUGCAGCUGUUGAAGGGAGAGAUGAAAGACAUCAUCGAUGAACAUGUAACAACCAGACAGGAGCUUGAACAGACACAAACUGAACUCACCAGAGAGCUCAAGUACAAAUAUCUCCUGAUUGAGAAUUUUAUACCUCCGGAGGAAAAGAACAAGAUAAUGAACAGGCUGCACUUUGACAGUGAGGAGGAUCAGUGGCGGCUGCAGCCAGUCCUUCCGUCAGUGAGUGCGCCCACUCAGGUCAAGAGAAGGCCUCUCUCCGCUGUGGGAUACAAGAGGCCAAUCAGCCAAUAUGCACAGAUGGCUGUUGCCACGGCUACCGGGGCCCCGUCUAGAUACCAGGCUGAGAAUAUCAUGCUGUUGGAGUUAGACAUGUCUCCGCCGACCAUGUUCACCUUGAACCUUAAUGGCGCUCACCUGGAGAGAGCCUUUUCUCCCAGGCUGAUGCAGGAUCUCCUGGUUAAUGUUCCGAUGAGAGAGAGGACGGCUGCAUCGUCACGGGUCAGGAAAUCCCAAUCCUGGUAUCAGGCACCACAAGCAGCAUCCAUCACAACGUCCUCAUCUUCCACUACUCUGAUGUCAGCACCUCACAGCUCCAGUCCCUCCCAGAGACAAAGACCGUCGUCUGCUGCCUAUCUUCCGCUCGGGGGUGCACGUCAGACGAGCCCCUGACCUGUGCUGACGCACCUGUACUUCGGGGCCUUAGUUCAAAGUGACUCCAGUGACUCCAGUGACUCCAGUUUAGCCAAGGGCCAUGUCAUGACUUUAAAUCGAUUGUUCCGUUUAUGAAGCAUUUACUCAACUUAAACCGGAAAAGACAAACAAUCCUUUUAAUUUUUCAGUCUUCAAUAAUUAGUUUUCAACUCGUAAAUGUAUUAUUUUGCCAUUUGAUUUUUGUCUGCUGCACACAGAUAGCACAGCUAGAACGUAAUUGGGACUUUUUAGGUCCUUAUUUAAUAUUCCCCCCUCAAUAGCAACACUUAUAAUAAUCUUUAUUUUCAGCAGACGUAGUAAUGUAUCAUGUCUUUGCCAAAAACAAUGGAGAAUGACGGGGGCGCUUGAUGAAUUGUCGCUUCAAUUUCUUGCCAAAUGUAAUUGUGAGCUAACAAAAAAAAAAAAAAAAAAUGUGGAGAAAGCUUGCAGUGCUCUCUUGAUUAGCUGCCUUAUUUUUUUUCUUAUAGUAGCGAUAUAGUGCAUUUGCUUACACACUGAAAUAAAGUGAAACAAUCUGCUGUAGAUUUGUGAUCUCUGCCACCGUAACCGCAGUUGAGUUCAUGUGUGUGUGCAAAUAAAUGUGGGAAAACUUGGAAUGACA
Messenger RNA from Mugil cephalus (flathead mullet), 3282 nucleotides. Its product is annotated as kinesin-like protein KIF3B. The record is from RefSeq and is a predicted model, not a curated record. Gene Ontology annotation, molecular function: ATP binding; microtubule binding; microtubule motor activity. Gene Ontology annotation, biological process: microtubule-based movement. The transcript is spliced from 8 exons. Bases 327 to 2639 code for a protein of 770 amino acids. Lineage: Eukaryota; Metazoa; Chordata; Actinopteri; Mugiliformes; Mugilidae.